ACGGACAGGCACGGACGCAAGUCAUAGCUGUGUAUCUAUGCGCACGCGCAAGUCGUCAAAGCACACAGUAUGGUCGGUUGUCACCCCAGUCGUGAUUAUUACUCGUAGCCUAACCAUCGAAAAAAGGGAGGAAAAGAAAUGGCUCUACGAAAAUGCGACAAAUUCUACGCUUUCUCCAAAACGGUAUGGACGUGCUCUAGCUGGGUGUGUGACAAAUCUCUGCCUGCGUGAGGUCAGAUUUCAACUUAUCGCUUAACGCACGCCCAAGGAUUUACAAACAUUCUAUUUACGUGAGAAAGGGUCAUCUGACGGACUCGAAAUGGAAGCGUUCAACCUCUUCGUGGACAUGGGGUCAAGUGCAGGUAGUUCACACUUUUAUACGUCAGCUUCAGCAGUACCAUUUCGAAGUUUGCCGGAAGAGGGAAGAUACGACUUCAGCGUUUACGGCCCGCCGUCCAAGGGCCACACGAGAGAACGGAGCGGGGGAAACAUAGUAAAACAACGAUGUUAUAGCUCGCUAGACGACAUCAACAAUGCUGCAGUGCCUUCAAGUUCGUCGGAACCACCGCCGUCCCCCGAAAAAAUGAAAGCGCGACUGCUGUCCGUGUGGAACAACGUGAAGUACGGUUGGACAGUCCGCACAAAGACCACGUUCAGCAAAGACGCGCCCAUAUUUCUGUUGGGCGUUAUGUACCACCACAAAGUGCAGGGAUAUUGCGAUGGUGUCAAUCGAAGCUUUCGCGAUUUCAUGGAAGACUUCGCGAGCCGCCUGUGGUUCACGUACCGACGCGAUUUUCCUGCCAUACCCGGUACGGACAUUACUACUGACUGUGGUUGGGGCUGCAUGUUGAGGAGUGGACAGAUGAUUCUGGCGCAGGCCCUGCUGAAUCAUAUGACGAGCAGGCAGUGGAGGUGGAACAGCAAACAUAGUGAAGCCAAUGACUUUUUGCAUCGUUACAUUCUUAAAUGGUUCGGUGACAAACCCGGAAACCAUUUCUCGCUCCACGAACUCAUCCGGGCCGGCCACCAAGGUGGCAAGAAGGCGGGCGACUGGUAUGGGCCUUCCAGUGUUGCCUACAUCUUAAAAGACGUCGUAGCAGAGGCGGCACGUCACGAACUAAAGCUGAAAGACCUCUGCAUCUACGUGGCACAGGACUGCACCGUCUACCUGGAAGAUGUUGCCGCCUUGUGCACAUCGAAUGGAACCACGGCGUGGCGCAGCGUCAUCCUACUGGUCCCUGUUCGGCUUGGAGGCGACAAGAUGAACGAAGCAUACGUGCCGUGUGUUCAGGCAAUGCUGGCGUCGAAGAGCUGCAUCGGGAUCAUUGGGGGACGUCCGAGGCAUUCCUUGUACUUUCUUGGGUAUCAGGAGGACAAGGUAAUCUAUAUGGAUCCUCACUACUGCCAGGAUGUGGUGGACACUCACACUACAGAUUUUUCAGUUGAGUCCUUUCAUUGUUCAUGGCCUCGGAAGAUGUCCUUCGCAAGAAUGGAUCCCAGUUGUACCAUAGGAUUUUAUUGCAAGACCAGGCAUGAGUUCGACAGUUUCGUAGAGAACAUAAAGGAGCUGACAGUUCCGGAACGUUCGCCACAAAAGUACCCAGUGUUCCUCGUCGCAAAUGGGAGUUCUGCCAGCAAUUCUGACAUGACACCUGACCUUCAUGGUGAUGACAGAAUCCUCCACGUUGUACAACACUUUGUACAUAGCGAUGGCACCGUCCGCCGCAACUCUGAAGAUUACGUCAUGCUUUAACCUUGCGCACUCUCACAUCGCAGGGACAGCGCAAACUUCGAUCGGUAGAGGUCACGAAGUACACGUAUUGGCAGCUUUUGCCCGUGGAGUCAGCAUGUUGCGCGUACAGAAGGUUCGUGAGAAACCUGUAGUUGAUCCGCGUAAUUUUAUCUACUGUUCUACAGCAUAAUGUGUAGUGGUAACAGUUAAUGUUGAACUUCUUAGUUGCUAUGUGUGUUGCACGAUGUACUACAAUAAAUUACUGUGAACGUGUGUCAACCAAAUCGGUGCAUUAUGCGACAGUAUAUGGAAGUUUAUAAGCAUCACCGAGCCUACCAUUUUGCUGUAAGUGCAGUUACAUAGAGCAUUGACUGAAAUGUGCAAUGUCUUUAUUGAGAGAAUAUGGAUUUUGUGUAUUUUCGUUAUAUUGCAAUUUUUUUUAUUGUUUGUGGAGCACCACAGACAUUCUUGUAUAAACUGUUUUAAAAUGUCUAUGGAAUAAAUAAUUCAUUUUUAAAAAAUAAAUAAAAUGUUUAGUGCAGUGCUAUCACAGUGACACUAAAUUUAUUUAGUGCCACUGUGAUAGCACUGCAUUGUGAUACCCUUCACUGAACUAAAGUGUCAGUUCAGUUGAUUAAAUGAAAGUGCAAGUUGUUGGUUGUGUCUGUGUUGAAGACAUGGAGGCAUGUGGGAGAUACUGUGAGGCAUUAGAUAUCAGGCAUGCAAGUGCAUAAUGUAUGCACACAGUGAGAGAUAUGGUUCUCACUCUCUCUCUGUACGUCUGCAUUCAACAAGCUGUGCCUUCUAGAGCAUGUCACGAUGUCAUAUGUUACAGCCAUAUGUUACAGCCAUAUGUUACAGGUUCAUAUCAGUGCAAAUAACGGUCAUGUACAUCAACUCAACAUACGAUGUUCAUGCUGUGAAAUGUUAUAAAACAUGCUUACCUGGCCGAUAAAAGCAAGGGCAGCAAAGUUUGUUGAAACUGAACAAGGUUUAAUACAGCUAGUCAUUGAUGAACAAGUACUUGUAACAGUUGAGAUGUUGUCUAAUCUUGUGGAGUCUGGACUAUCUUUUUCAUUUUAUGUACAGCAGGGUAGUGAUAUCAGAGAGUCGAACCGAACCUAAAACAAAAACCGUUAUUAACCGUUAUUUUUAGCUGAACUGGAACCAAACCGAAACUAUUGGCACCAUCUUGGAGCUGAGUUGGAAUUGAUGCGUUAAAAAAAUUUCGGUGACAGGUUCCAGUCACGGUUCACACCUAUCCCCAAAUUACAGACUGUGGCAGAAAUUUGAAUUACGCUAUGUAGAGAGUGACUAAUGUACGCCAAUGACUUUCAUAUGCCACUUUAAGAAAAAAACUGAGUUGUAGCAUCACAAAGGAGGAUGUGCAAAGGACUAAAAGGACUAAAUUUACUCUGAUCAAAUUCAGACCUUUUAGGAACUAAAUGAAUUGCUACAGCCAUUAGUCCCUUUCUUGACUAAAUGCAGCGUGGCAACUGCAUUUCACACUUUGUCCUCAUAGUCCUUAUGUACAUAAUCCAUGAGUAUGAAUGAAAAUACUUUGAAUUAAACCGUGAGCCGUGAUAUAUUGAGUAAGAUAAAAUCUUGUGACACGCAUAAAACAAAUUUUCCAACUAAGAACCGCUAUUUCUUACACUGUGGGGAAAACAAUUGCUUAAUUAUAUAGUCUACCAUCACAUUCACAAAAACACAUAUUUAUGUAGAUUGUUGCAUUCAGAGGACCAUUUGAGAAGUUUAGUAACUAUCUGAUGUCCUGGGGAGUAAAUGUCAAUGCAAGGGGAUGAAAAUGAGGAGUAAAUGGAACAUAGGGACCUAAAAGAUGUAAUCACUCCCCAGUCUAUAUGGAAGCACCCCUGUCCUCAACGUCUCAAGAGAACAUGUGAUUUAAUAGUACCUGUUCCUCGUCCUCCGUAUUAAACCAUCUCAAAAACCCGCCAUGACCAUUGCAAUUCCCUGCCCCAGUUCGCCAUACAAAAUUAAAUGGAACAACAAAAAUGUUACAACGCAAUACGCGUACCGAAGCUAAUUUUGCCUACAGCGACGUUCUGUUCGAGGGAAGUUUAUAUUAUUGAACCGGUUCGUGAGCUGGACCGUUUAGAAGUAACGGUUCGAUUCUCUGAGUGAUAUAGUAGAAUGCAGAAGGCGUGACAAGAAUAUGAGAGCAUUUACAUUCUGCAUGUAAGCUGGGAUGUUAUGUUUGUACCAUGUUCCAUAAACAUUGAUAUAUUUUGAAGAAUAAUUUAUGUUGCUGCAAACAUACA
Messenger RNA from Ornithodoros turicata, 4014 nucleotides. RefSeq names its product cysteine protease ATG4D-like (gene Atg4b). The transcript is spliced from 5 exons. The record is from RefSeq and is a predicted model, not a curated record. Gene Ontology annotation, molecular function: protein-phosphatidylethanolamide deconjugating activity. The coding region runs from base 320 to 1753 and encodes 477 amino acids. NCBI's taxonomy places the organism in Eukaryota, Metazoa, Arthropoda, Arachnida, Ixodida, Argasidae.